CUUGUUUAUCCACAUGAGAAAGGUAUGUCUGUUUCCGUUUCUUCCUUUGAAUGUCUUUAAUGUAUUCUCUUCCCCUUUUUUUCUCUCUAUCACCCUGUCCUCUUUAAUCUGAAAGGGCAUGGAUUAAUCCCGCUCCGUUCGUGUCCUCUUAAUUCUCCCUUUAAAACUCUUCACACUGUAGAUGAAGUCAUUUGAAUGCUCGUGCAACAUGUUGACAUGAGACAGAGAGAGAGAAAGGGGGGAGGGAAGGCCGAGUGACAGAAGAGGAAUGAGGGGGGGAUUAAAAGCACCGCGUGAAGAGGCGAGAGUGAUGCUGUUUCUGUGGAGUGACACAUAAGCGAGCUGUGUUCAGUGCGCUCCACUUUGGCUCGGUCAUCUAGUUUGUUUUUGUUUUGGGAAGAUCAUUUGGAAACGUGUUCAGUUUGGUUUGGGUCAGUGGAGAUGACCAUGAAUGGAUGAGGGCCGUUCCUCUUUUUCCAUCUCUGUUUUAUCCAAUAUGACGACUAUUAACCAGAAUGGGAAUCUCAGAGGGAUUUUUUAGCUUGUGAGCUUGAACUUGACUUUAGAAGUCCACAGAAGAAGAGCGCAGGGAAAUAGGAACAUAGAAGAGUGACAGGGGAGGCCUGGUAAUGGGGAACAAACCAUCUCUGAAAGAUAAAAUGAAGAAGCGGGUGAUACACUGGCCCUUCCAUCGUAAGGUGAGGGCAAUGAGCCAGCAGCUGGAGGGAGAUGAGGAUUUGGAUGUAGAGGAUAAACCGUUCAAGGAGUCCCUCGGUGCGCUGGUGAAGAACUGCAACAUGCUGCACAACAUCGUCGGCCCGGCCUGCAUCUUCCUUAAACAGGGCUUUGCUCAGACGCUCGAUAGAGAGCUGCGGCCAGAGGAGAUCGAAGAGCUCCGUGAGGCAUUUGUGGAGUUUGAUAAGAAUAAAGAUGGCUACAUCAGUCACAAAGACCUGGGCGAGUGUAUGAGGACUAUGGGAUACAUGCCUACAGAGAUGGAGCUCAUUGAACUGAGCCAGCAGAUCUGUGGAGGUAAAGUGGACUUUGAGGACUUUGUAGAGCUGAUGGGACCCAAGAUGCUGGCAGAGACAGCAGACAUGAUCGGAGUCAAAGAAUUGCGAGAUGCAUUCAAAGAGUUUGACUCUAAUGGUGAUGGCCAGAUCAGUUUAACGGAGCUGCGUGAGGCCAUGAAGAAGCUGAUGGGAGAGCAAGUGACUAACAGAGAGAUCAACGAGAUCCUCAAAGACGCUGACCUGAACGGAGAUGGCCUGGUGGACUUUGAAGAGUUUGUGCGAAUGAUGUCCCGCUGACCACUCCACGUGUCAGACAGACAUUAUGCAACUGCUGGCUAAGCAUCACACUACUCUGUAGUGGACAUCCUUCAUUUGCUCUUAAGAGCAUGCAUCUCAAAUUAUAUUUUUGUAUUAAAAAGUAAUGAAACAAAAAAACUGUUAUAGCUAACAAAGACUGCACAUGUACGAAUUUAAAGGUGUAAUAUGUACAGUAGAUAAAUAUGUCAAACAUAUCAGCAGCUUCACAUUUACGAUUUUCAGUUUUUUAGAAGUAUUUUUAUAUGAGUGUUUGUUCUUCGAGUGUAAAAGCUUGUUUGCAAAAUCAUAGACAUGUUUUUAAUUAAUAA
This is a messenger RNA of Pelmatolapia mariae (spotted tilapia), 1639 nucleotides long. It is a transcript of the gene cabp2b, whose product is annotated as calcium binding protein 2b. Bases 630 to 1310 code for a protein of 226 amino acids. The record is from RefSeq and is a predicted model, not a curated record. Gene Ontology annotation, biological process: regulation of voltage-gated calcium channel activity. The transcript has 7 exons. Gene Ontology annotation, molecular function: calcium channel regulator activity; calcium ion binding. Lineage: Eukaryota; Metazoa; Chordata; Actinopteri; Cichliformes; Cichlidae. Gene Ontology annotation, cellular component: cytoplasm.